CAUAGGGCAACGAUGAACAGUGGGGUAUGUAUCAAGGGGACUAAUUACAGUACUAAUGAAAGUGACUACUAUGGACAAUUAAUUGAAGUGCUACGAUUGGAGUACCCUGGAUUACCAAUCAAAAGAACUGUAUUGUUUAAAUGUGAUUGGUUUGAUCCAACACCAAAUGUGGGAACAAAGAUUCAUCCAAAAUAUAAACUUGUGGAUAUUAAUCAUAAAAGAUCCUUCAAUAGGUAUGAACCAUUUGUUCUUGCUAUCCAAGCUGCUCAGGUGAAUUAUUCCAUAUAUCCAAGCUUAAAGCGUGACAAGGAUGAUUGGUGGGCCGUGUUCAAAAUCAAAGCGAGAUCUGUUAUUGAUCUUCCUGAGCAAGUGAAUGUGACAACCCCCCCUGCACGGGAAGAACCAUUUCAAGAAGAUGAAAUGGAAGUCCCUUUGAUUCAAAUUGAUGAUGAUGAUGAUCAACAACAAUAUUUGAAUGAUCAAAAUGGUGUACUAGUUGAAAUUAAUGAAGAGGAUGUUGAAGAUGAAGAAGAGCUUGAGUUGGACUCAGAAAGCGAUGAGGAAUGCGAUGAUGUAUAUGAUAGUGAUACUAAUUAGAAUUAGGAUGCGAGGCAACGGUCGCAGGGGAGGUUUGUUGGGUCAUUCACAGUCAAGGCAGUUACCUGUGCAGGAUGAGCCCAAUGAUCAACUAGACCAAUCUACACAGGGUCAGCCUCAGGUUCCUUCACGAUCCACUGGGAGGUCGACACCAGAUCCGGAGGGGUCUACUGCUUCAACACAGCAUCGAGCUACACCUCCACCUCCACCGCCACCACCUAUUACCCCAUCUUCUGAGCCUGCAAUUGGAUCAACCUCUAGUCAUGAAGGUCAUUCAGUUGGGGCAGCACCAAUAUCAUCAAUGGAUGGCCUAUCACUCACUACAUUUGGAAGAAAGAAACGAAUAAAGCUCAUUAAUGGCACGUUACAUCCAUCUGAGGAAUGUGCUAAGAAGAUGAAGAAUAUCUUCAAGGAGAGGAUGGACCCAGGAGGCAAUCGUUGGAAAACUAUCACGCCUGAAACAAAAGAGUUUUACUGGGAUGAAUUUUAG
This is a messenger RNA of Hevea brasiliensis (rubber tree), 1087 nucleotides long. RefSeq lists its product as uncharacterized. The transcript is spliced from 3 exons. The record is from RefSeq and is a predicted model, not a curated record. Lineage: Eukaryota; Viridiplantae; Streptophyta; Magnoliopsida; Malpighiales; Euphorbiaceae. Bases 506 to 1087 code for a protein of 193 amino acids.